This is a messenger RNA of Drosophila serrata, 1850 nucleotides long. RefSeq names its product Heat shock gene 67Ba (gene Hsp67Ba). NCBI's taxonomy places the organism in Eukaryota, Metazoa, Arthropoda, Insecta, Diptera, Drosophilidae. The record is from RefSeq and is a predicted model, not a curated record. Gene Ontology annotation, cellular component: cytoplasm; nucleus. Gene Ontology annotation, biological process: response to heat; protein refolding.
CCAGAACGGAUCGUCCGCCGGUUGCCAGAUACACAACCACUACUAAUCGCAAUCCCCUGUAGUUCCAGCUGAAAAAAUAGAAAAAAACCAAGUGAAAAAAGUGAAAAGACUGUGCAAAAAAAAAAAGAAAUCAUGUCGCUAAUACCUUUUAUACUCGAUUUGGCCGAGGAGCUGCACGACUUCAACCGCAGCAUGUCCAUGGACGUGGACGAGGGCUUCGGAGUGUAUCCAAUGGACGCUUCGCCGGCGGCACACAUGCAGCCGCAUCCACAUAUUAGCCGACGAGGCGGGGCCGUCGGCGGCAUUACGGGUGGGGCCAUGAUGUGGGUGCCCGUCAAGGGCCAGCAGCAGCACCAGCAGCAGCCGACGCAACAGCAGCAUCAGGCGGCGACGCAGCGCCACCAUCCGUACCGGGUGGCCGGUGCCAAGACCAUCUGCUGCAAUCGGUCCCUGCUGGACCUGGAAAAGGAACUCGCGGAGAAGAGCGCUGGGGCUGGAAUGAACGUCGGAACUGGAACUGGAAGCGGUGCUGGAAUGAAUGUUGGAAUCGGCAUGCAGCCGAAGCCGACCAACUCCGCCUACUCCGUGCUGAACCGUAAUGGCUUCCAGGUGAGCAUGAACGUCAAGCAGUUCACCGCUCGUGAGCUGACCGUGAAAACCAUCAAUGACUGCAUCGUGGUGGAGGGCCAGCACGACGAGAAGGAGGAUGGACACGGCGUGAUCUCGCGCCACUUCAUCCGCAAGUACAUGCUGCCACGGGGCUACGAUCCCGCCGAGGUCCACUCCACGCUGUCCACGGAUGGCAUACUAACGGUAAAGGCGCCUCCGCCACCGCCACCCGUCCCCAGGCCGGGCGUGGAACGGCUAGAGCGCAUGGUCGACAUCCAGCAGAUUUCCCAUCAGCAGCAGUCGAGGGAUGCGCAGCAGCAGCAAGUGCAGGCAGCAGGGGCAGCUAGUGCUCCAGCUCCCACACCCACUCCCUCGCUCUCGGUCUCUCUCGCCGAGAGCAACGGCAACGGUCCGGAGGAGACAGAGACGGAGACAGAGUCGGCGGAGGCAACUGCAGCUCCCUCUCCCUCGCUCUCUUCUGAGGCUGCUGCUACCGUCGCUGCAGUGGAAAGCACUUCCAAUUCCAGUACUGAUUCCACUGUCAACAAUGGCGUUGACGAACCGGAGGCCAUGGAAGUGGCCGGCAAGAAGGAGGAGGAAGAGGCCGUCAAAGAGGAGGAACCGAUACCGGCACCCACUCCUACCCCCGCUCCCGUGGUGAGCAGCAGCGGCGGGGGCGGCGAAGAGCCAACCAAGGCCGAGGACGCUAAUGCCAACGAUGUGGCCGUGGCCUCAAAUAACGGCAAUGGAGCAGCACCCGUUGCAGAUACCGCCGAAGACGUAGAGAUGCCGCCGGAAGCACCAGUUGACGAGGAGAAGACGGACAAGGAGGAGAAGACCACCGCUAAGGUAGCCCUGGUCGGUGGCGAGGAACUGGCCGCCGUGGAUGCUGCCAUCUUGCAGGCGAAGAACCAGGGCGAGAACGGAGCCACUGCAGCCAAAGCCGAGGAAUUGGCCAAGUGAAGACUGAAAUAAAUAAAAAAGAAAACGAAAAUAAUGAUAUAAGAAAAUAAUAACCUGCACGAGUAUGCGUGCGUUUUACUCCGUAAAUGUUUCAUGUUUUUUAUUUUCACACACACACGAAGCAGACUAGAAAUAACGGUAAAGAGGAACUCAAUUAGUAAUUGAUCUUGAGAAGACGAAAAAGUAUGAUUUCCUAAAAACAUAUGUGACAACAACUACAAGUAUUCCAGUAAAAUCUAAAAUCUAAUGACAGAAACAGAAAAUACAUGUACUUAACA